Lentinula edodes (shiitake mushroom) is the source of this 2707-nucleotide messenger RNA. Its product is annotated as ankyrin repeat-containing domain protein. Lineage: Eukaryota; Fungi; Basidiomycota; Agaricomycetes; Agaricales; Omphalotaceae. Bases 68 to 2707 code for a protein of 879 amino acids. The transcript is spliced from 6 exons. Gene Ontology annotation, molecular function: protein binding. The record is from RefSeq and is a predicted model, not a curated record.
GGGGGGUGUGGAUUUGAUUUGCGCGUCACUGUAUUUGCUGAUCAAGGUCAAUCAAAGUAAUCAAUCGAUGAGUGCUGGCAUGUUUACCAAUGCAAGUCAUUUUGCCAUUCAUGGUGGCAAUUUUACAGUCAUUUCAAGUGAUGAUUCCACUGUGAUCAAUAAAUGGCUUGGUGCCCCAGAUUGUUCUGCCAAUUAUGUAGCUGCAGCAGACAAAAAAUUUCAAGGUACUGGGGAAUGGGUAUUUGACCUUGAUGAAUAUAAGAAAUGGAGAUCUGAGCCUAGUGUACUGUGGAUUCAAGGACCAGCUGGAUCAGGAAAAACUGUUUUGACAACAACAAUUCAGGAAGAUGUGCGAAAAGUUUACCCAAAUGCUGUCUGGUAUCAUUAUUUUGAUACUCGGGAUAAUACUGGUCUUAAAACCACAUACCGUGGCUUUUUGUUAUCCCUUAUUCAGCAAAUGGGACUAGAGGAUAGGGGAAUCAAUCCUGCUCUCUAUACCCUCCACAAGUCAAACAAAUUCAAGAAAGUCCCAAAUAGUGAACUUCAAAAAGUGCUGGAAAUCAUGAUCAAGGAGAGAAAUGGUGGAUACAUUGUUGUUGAUGCAAUGGAUGAAUGCACAGAAGUCAGUAAAGUAUUAGACUGGCUGUCUGCAUUACCAGAUAAGCUGUGGAUUCUUGUGACAAGCAGAAUAGCAGAUGGAUUUGGAAAGAGUGUACUUCAGUUUGCACUUGGUGGCAAAGAGUCACAUAUUGAUAAAGAUAUAGCAAUGUAUCUUGAGUCAGAGAUUGAUAGUCACUUGAAGUUCGAAGGAGAUGUUCAGGACAAUAUAAAAGAAACAUUGAAAAAAGGUGCUCAUGGGGUAUUCCGCUGGGCUGAGUGCCAACUUAGAGCAGUGCAGAAAUGUUCUACAGCAAGAAGUGUGAAGAAGGUCCUGAAUAAACUCCCCAGUGACUUGCAGAAAAUAUAUGAGCAAGCUUUGAAAAAGUGUCAAGAAGAAGAGGAAAAUGUAGAGGAAGCACAGCAUUUGCUUUUAUGGUUGCUCUAUGCAUAUGAGCCAUUGACUACAAAGCAAAUCAAUGCAAUAAUGGCAGUUGACCUGAAAGAGCAAGUUGUUGACCAUCCUCAUAUGGAAGUCCAAGUGGAGAAGAUUAUUGACUCCACACUUGUGACUGUGGGACAGAACAACAUUGUCCAGCUUGCCCAUGCAUCAGUCAAAGAGUAUCUCAUGAUAUAUUCUCAAGUAAAACAGACAAAAGAUCUGUUUGAAUUGAAUGAAGAGUUGGCUCAUGAUAUUAUGGUGCGAACAACUAUCAUCUACCUUAUGCAAAAAGAAAAUAUCUCACACAAGGAAACUCCUUUUGGGAUCUAUGCAGUUAAGAAUUGGCUAGCUCAUGCAUCAAAGGUGGAAGUGUACAAAGUAAAAGGUGAAUCCCAGAGCUUGAUACAGAUUAUGUUGGAUGAUAAAGAUGUCUAUUUUGCAAGAUGGAAGGAAAUGUCCCUGAGGUAUGAGAACACUUGGGAAGAAUCAACUCAGGCAACACCAUUAUACUAUGGAGCACUGCAUGGCUUGUAUGAGGUUAUUCAAAAGCUUAUUAGUGAGCUAAAUUUGGGAACUGAUAUAGACAUAAGUGGUGGCACAUAUGGGACUCCACUCCAGGCUGCCUCAUUCAAAGGGUAUGAAUCUGUUGUGAAGUUGCUGCUGGAGAAGGGUGCAGAUGUCAAUGCCCAAGGGGGGGUAUAUGGGAAUGCACUCCAGGCUGCCUCAUCAGAGGGGUAUGAACACAUUGUGAAGUUGCUGCUGCAGAUGGGGGCAGAUGUCAAUGCCCAAGGGGGGGGAUAUGGGAAUGCACUCCAAGCUGCCUCAUCUGAGGGAAGUGAACCUGUUGUGAAGUUGCUGCUGGAGAUGGGUGCAGAUGUCAAUGCACAAGGGGGAGGAUAUGGGAGUGCACUCCAAGCUGCCUCAUCUGAGGGGUAUGAAGCCAUAGUAAAGUUGCUGCUGGAGAUGGGUGCAGAUGUCAAUGCACAAGGGGGGGAGUAUGGGAAUGCACUUCAUGCUGCCUCAUCUGAGGGGUAUGAAACCAUAGUAAAGUUGUUGUUGGAGAUGGGUGCAGAUGUCAAUGCACAAGGGGGGGGAUAUGGGAAUGCACUCCAAGCUGCCUCAUUUGAGGGAAGUGAACCUGAUAUGGGGGCAGAUGUUAACACACAAGGGGGGGGAUAUGGGAAUGCACUCCAAGCUGCCUCAUCUAAGGGAAGUGAACCCAUUGUGAAGUUGCUGCUGGAGAAGGGGGCAGAUGUCAAUGCACAAGAGGGGGUAUAUGGGAAUGCACUCCAAGCUGCCUCGUCCAAGGGAAGUGAACCCAUUGUGAAGUUGCUGCUGGAGAAGGGGGCAAAUGUCAAUGCACAAGGGGGGGUAUAUGGGAAUGCACUUCAAGCUGCCUCAUCUGAGGGGCAUGAACCUAUUGUGAAGUUGCUGCUGGAGAUGGGUGCAGAUGUCAAUGCACAAGGGGGGGAGUAUGGGAAUGCACUCCAAGCUGCCUCAUCUGAGGGGCAUGAACCUAUUGUGAAGUUGCUGCUGGAGAUGGGUGCAGAUGUCAAUGCACAAGGGGGGGAGUAUGGGAAUGCACUUCAUGCUGCCUCAUUGCAGGGGCAUGAAGACAUUGUGAAAAUUCUCCUUGAGAAGGGUGCAGUAAACCUUACUGAAGAUUGA